Daktulosphaira vitifoliae (grape phylloxera) is the source of this 1479-nucleotide messenger RNA. Its product is annotated as zinc finger protein 181-like. Gene Ontology annotation, molecular function: zinc ion binding. Lineage: Eukaryota; Metazoa; Arthropoda; Insecta; Hemiptera; Phylloxeridae. The transcript has 4 exons. The record is from RefSeq and is a predicted model, not a curated record. Gene Ontology annotation, cellular component: nucleus. Bases 191 to 1294 code for a protein of 367 amino acids.
AUAUAUUUUUUGUUAUUAUAUUAACUAUAAUUAAAUAAUGUGUUUAUUAUUUUCUCACAUAUUACAUUUUAAAUCAAUAUAAAUUUUGAGCAUAGAUUCAAAAAUAGAAAAUAACUUGAAUUUAUUUAUGAAUAAAAUAGUAUUCAAUUCAUAAUCUUACAUUGAAGAAUUUGAGGGUAAAUUUUUUUCAAUGGACAAUGAAACUGAUGAACUUUUAUUUUGUAGAUUUUGUUUGCGACAAUCACUCUCAUCAUUUCCUAUAUUUAUGGCUUCUGACCCAGAUUUAGCUAAAGAUGUCAUGAAUUGUUUACAAAUAAUGAUAACUCCUGAAACGGUUGGUCCUAAACAUAUUUGUAAUGAAUGCUAUGAUCGGGUACAAGAUUGGGUGAUGUUUAAAAAACAAAGUGAAGAAGCUCUUAAAGAAAUUGAAACAAAUUUAAAUUUCAUUGAAAAGGAACCUGUCACUACCUCACAUUUAGAACUGAUUGAUGAAGUAGAUUAUCAUUGCUGUUUAUUUUGUGAAAAGAUGUUUCCUAGUGAUUAUGAAUUGUUAAUGCAUGUUAGUGAAAUUCACCAAGAUAUAACUGAAUGGAACUCAAAACCUAAGAAUAGAGAUGAAAAUAUGGAAAACAUCCAACCAUUUAUUGAUGAAGAUGAAGAGGAUGACACUUGUGAUCAAUACAUAGAAUCAUUAAACAAAUCAAUUUUGUCAAAGUAUGAUUGUGAUGAAUUAAAUGAAGUUCCCACCUCAGAUGAAGGAGAAGAUAAAUUUCAAUGUUAUUAUUGUAGUGCAACAUUUGAUGAAUUUGUUCUUUUAAAAGAACAUUCUGUAUCUAGACACCGUGAUCUUAAUAAAAAAACUGAAUGCAAUAAAUGCAACAAAAUUUUUUUGACUGUUAAUGAUCUACAAGAACAUGUUUCACAAUACCAUCCUGCUAAAAAGGAUAAACAAGAUUCUGAGUCUGUUUAUAGAACAUCGAAAAAAUCUCCAUAUAUAUGUCACAUUUGUGAAAAAUCUUUUUCGAGAUUUUGUGAUCUACUAGAUCAUGAUGAGAUACAGCAUGAUGAUUUACCAAAGAGAUUUAGAUGUGGUGUUUGUAGUAAAAUGUUUCUGAUGGAGGAUAGAGCUAAGGUCCAUUAUAAUUUUUAUCAUACAAAAACUAAAGGAUUAAUGAACUUUCAAUGUAGCUUUUGUGGAAUGGAAUUAAAAAGUGCAUCUGCUGUUGCUAAUCAUGAAAGGAUGCAUAUGACACAAAAAAACACUCAGUAUGGUUAUAAAAUUAUUAGAGACUGAAAAUUAAGAGAUGUUUGUUGUUAAAAUAUGUUAUUACUUAACACAACUAAUUAGUAAUAUUACAAUAAUUUGAUGAAUAUUUUAUAUUUCUGUUCAAUGUUCUGUUAAUAUUUGCCAGUAUUAAACAUGUAUCAAUGAAUACAUGAUAAUUUUUAUUAUACUUGCUAAAUUUACCAAGAGGAAAA